Fonsecaea erecta is the source of this 2394-nucleotide messenger RNA. RefSeq lists its product as hypothetical. The transcript is spliced from 2 exons. The record is from RefSeq and is a predicted model, not a curated record. NCBI's taxonomy places the organism in Eukaryota, Fungi, Ascomycota, Eurotiomycetes, Chaetothyriales, Herpotrichiellaceae. The coding region runs from base 1 to 2394 and encodes 797 amino acids. Gene Ontology annotation, cellular component: nucleus; cytoplasm.
AUGUUUAUGAUCAAGAACGUCAGCAAAUAUCUCUUCGGGGACAGCUCCAAGGAAGUUAUUACAGAAAUCCCCCAGGGCCAACUCUACCUCGUCCGUCCUCUGUCCCCCAAAGGCUACUCUGAACUCAUCUACAAAGACGCUGUCGCUACUAUCCGACGGACUGGGCAGGAAUAUCAAUACCAGCUUGUUGUACAGCGCGCGUACGAGGAGGGGGAAGAAGAACUUGCUGAGGACGACGAGGACGAAGGCGCCGAGGGUCUAGACAAGGAUGAGAAGACCUUUCUCCUUGAUCAGAGUCUUCAUUUUCGAUCAGAGAGGCGGUCAGGUGGUGAAACAGUCUUAGCCUGGCGUGACUUGAGCGGCGACCCUGGAGACCUUUAUGAGUUUGUAUGCGACGCUUCAGUCCAGGAAGAAAAGAUUCAGACAUUUCUUCUAGCUGCGAUCGACUGCCAAUUCGAAAGAAAAUACCGGAGAUCCGCUCAGAGGGCUACAGAGGCUGAGCUACAAGAAUUCUACUUCGACUCGGACGACGCAAUCCCGGCUGCGAGUUCAGUAUCUGCGCCUCUCGACCCCAAACCCACCUCCAAGGAAACAGCAGAGAGAAUGGCGAAGGAUGUCAGAACACCUACCAAAUCAAACCAGGGGAAGUCGAGAGACUCCGCUCCGACGGAGGCCCCCGUCGCAAAAUCGGCUCCGCGGUCUGGAGAAGUCCUCACUAAGCAAAUCGGGGAGCUACAUCUCUUUGACUUCACGUCAGGAACUUUCGUUCUUCAAGAUCCGUCCGUUGUGGCUGUUGUGACAGAUCUUGGUGGCUGGCAAUACUGGCUUCAAAUCACCAGUUCCAAUGGCAGGGAAUGGCUCGGCCAAGCUAUAGUACCUGACAUCAAUCCGGUAUUCAAUUUCGACUACCUGUCUGCAAUCUUCAACCACUACACUGAUGAUGGCUCCGCGUAUUCCUGGCUGCUACGGUUUAAGGAUCAGGCCGUCUUGGAGAACUUUCAAGAGGGUGUCAUGCAGGCGUUGUGGGAACAAUUGAACGAGACGAAGUGGGCCAAAGUGAAAGACCAAGAUCGUGAAUACGUCUUGGAAGCCUUCAAUGACAUGACUAUGAAUGAUGCGAAUGAAGCCGAAGAGGAAGUCGAAGAAGAAGAAGAUGAGGAGGAAGAGCAAGGAGAGCGUCCACGAAGUGAGCACUAUGAUGAGGACGAAUCUGAGGAGGACGUCGAACUGGACAACCAAGAUGGAAACGUCAACUCCCAACUCGCUGUUGGAACCAAGAACGAUCGAUCCUUCGUAAUUCGCGGCUCUAAGAUUGGUGUCUUCAAACAUUUGCCCAACAAACAUCUCGAGUUCACCACGAACAUAUCUAAGGUCGAGACACCCAAGGGCAAACUCUUCUCCCCCACCAAGGUCAUGCUGCACCAAGAGGACCAGAACAUGGUGUUGCAAGACCCUAACAACCCCCAUUCGCUCUAUCGCAUGGAUCUCGAAUAUGGCAAGGUUGUCGAUGAGUGGAAAAUCCACGACGACAUUGCUGUAAGCAAUUUUGCCCCGGAAACGAAGUUCUCUCAACGGACGGCAGCACAAUCAUUUAUUGGUCACAGCAAGAAUGCCCUCUUCCGCAUCGAUCCCCGUGUCUCGGGCAACAAGUUGGUCGAAGCACAGCUCAAACAAUACCUUUCUAAAAACGACUUUUCCGCAGCUGCCACGACCGAGAAGGGUUACAUUGCGUUAGCAUCCAACAAGGGCGAUGUCCGACUGUACGACCGUCUCGGAAUCAAUGCCAAAACCCAAAUCCCGGCCCUGGGCGAGUCAAUUAUCGGCCUCGACGUCAGCGCCGAUGGUCGUUGGAUCCUCGGAACCUGCAGAACCUACCUCAUCCUGAUUGAUAACCUACAGAAGGAGGGCAAAAAUGAAGGCAAACUAGGAUUUGAGAAAGCCUUCGCAAAGGACUCGAAGCCUCAACCUCGCCGCCUCUGCCUGAAUCCAAACCAUGCAGCACAAUUCCAGCACGAAACAGGCCAACCUAUCUCAUUCACGCGCGCCCACUUCAACACCGGACUGGACAGCCAGGAGACUAGCAUCAUCACUUCCACGGGACCCUUCCUGGUCACCUGGUCGCUGAGGAAGGUCCUCGAGGGUAAGAGAGACCCUUAUCAGAUCAAGCGCUACGCGGCGGAAGUCAUGGCAGACAAUUUCGAAUUUGGUAGUGAUAAGAAUGUUAUCUUGGCACUGCCUAACGAAGUCGAUAUGGUGAGUCGCAAGAGCUUCAAGAAGCCUACCAGGGAGAGUAUUAUGGGUCCGGCAGCGAGGGUCUCUGGGGUCGGGAUGACCCCGAGGAGAAGUGGGAGGCAGAGCCAUUUGAGAGACGAGAUUGUGAACAGUCCUUACUAG